AUGCACGCCGCCUCCGUCUUCCGUCGGACUCUGCUGCUCUGCUGGCUGGCUGCCCCGCGGCCUGCCCAGCCCGAAACACUGUUCCACAGCCGGGACCACUCGGACCUGGAGCUAACCCCCCUGCGCCGGGCCAAGCCCAUCGCCGACCUCCGUGCUGCCCAGCGCUUCCUGUCCAAGUACGGCUGGGCCGAGGCGCUCCCGGGUUCGGGGGCUCGGGGCCCAGCGCUGCGGGCCCCCAGCCCCGGCGGCGCCGCCCUGGCGGAGGCCGUGCGCGCCUUCCAGCGCGCCCUCGGGCUGCCGGCCUCCGGGGCGCUGGACGCGGCCACGCUGCGCGCCAUGAACCGGCCGCGCUGCGGGGAGCCCGAUGCCCCCGCGCCCCGAGCCCGCCGCCGGCGCUCCCCGCAGCCCCAGGGCCAGCCCGGCCGCGCGCGCAGCCAGGCCUUCGCCAAGACGACGCUGAAGUGGAGGCUGGUCAGCGAGGGCUACAGCGGGCAGCUCUCGGCGGACGAGCAGAGGCACAUCCUCCAGUUAGCCUUCCGGAUGUGGAGCGAGGUGAUGCCGCUGGAGUUUGAGGAGGAUCUCAGCGGCCCCGGAGCGCUGGUCGACAUAAAACUGGGCUUUGGAAGAGGCCGGCAUCUGGGCUGCCCUCGGGCGUUUGAUGGGAGUGGGCAGGAGUUUGCACACGCCUGGAGCCUGGGCGAUAUUCACUUUGAUGACGAUGAACACUUCACUCCUCCCACCAGUGAUGCUGGCAUCAGCCUGCUCAAAGUGGCAGUCCAUGAAAUUGGCCAUGUCCUCGGCUUGCCUCACACCUACAGGACAGGAUCAAUAAUGCAGCCAAAUUACAUCCCCCAGGAGCCUGCCUUUGAAUUGGACUGGUCAGACAGAAAGGCCAUUCAAAAGCUGUAUGGUUCAUGUGAAGGCUCAUUUGAUACUGUGUUUGACUGGAUUCGCAAAGAGAGAAACCAAUAUGGAGAACUGAUGCUAAGAUUUAGCACGUAUUUUUUCCGCAACAGCUGGUAUUGGCUCUAUGAAAAUCGAAAUAACAGAACACGCUACGGGGAUCCUAUCCAAAUCCUCACUGGCUGGCACGGGAUCCCAACACAAAACUUAGAUGCUUUUGUCCACAUCUGGACAUGGAGAAGAGAUGAACGUUAUUUUUUUAAAGGAAAUCAAUAUUGGAGGUAUGACAGUGACAAGGAUCAGGCCCACACAGAAGAUGAACAAGGCAAAAGUUACCCCAAACUGAUUUCAGAAGGAUUUCCUGGCAUCCCAAGUCCCCUGGACACAGCCUUUUAUGAUCGAAGAAAGCAGCUAAUUUACUUCUUCAAGGAGUCCUUAGUGUUUGCAUUUGACAUCAACACAAAUCAAGUACUUAAUUCUUACCCAAGGAAGAUUAUCAAAGUUUUCCCAGCAAUAAUUCCCCAAAACCAUCCAUUCAGAAAUAUUGAUUCAGCUUACUACUCCUAUGCACACAACUCCCUUUUCUUUUUCAAAGGCAACACAUACUGGAAAGUAGUUAAUGACAAGGACAAACAACAGAAUUCCUGGCUUCCUUCUAAUGGAUUAUUUCCAAAAAAGUCUAUCUCAGGGAAGUGGUUUGAUGUUUGUGAUGUCCAUACCUCCACACUGAACAUGUAA
Molecule: messenger RNA, 1641 nt
Organism: Choloepus didactylus (southern two-toed sloth)
Lineage: Eukaryota; Metazoa; Chordata; Mammalia; Pilosa; Megalonychidae
Gene: MMP21
Product: matrix metallopeptidase 21
Exons: 7
Coding region: 1-1641 (546 amino acids)
Biological process (GO): extracellular matrix organization; collagen catabolic process; proteolysis
Cellular component (GO): extracellular matrix
Molecular function (GO): zinc ion binding; metalloendopeptidase activity
Source: RefSeq, a predicted model, not a curated record